AUGAAGCUUUCCUCCCCUCUCGCCUUUUUCCUCUUCCUUUCUGGAGGCGUCGCUGCCCACCAGUACAGGAGGCAGAGUUACUCUGGCACAGUCCACCUCGAUGCUAGGUCCCAGAAGCUUCCUGUGCGAGCCGUUGCCAAGGGCAGGAAGCCUGCAACGAAUUCCCGUGCUAAAGCUCCAACCGAGUAUGUCGUUUGA
Molecule: messenger RNA, 198 nt
Organism: Clonostachys byssicola
Lineage: Eukaryota; Fungi; Ascomycota; Sordariomycetes; Hypocreales; Bionectriaceae
Source: the annotation of a GenBank genome assembly